Messenger RNA from Hemibagrus wyckioides, 4488 nucleotides. RefSeq names its product NUMB like endocytic adaptor protein (gene numbl). Bases 322 to 2193 code for a protein of 623 amino acids. NCBI's taxonomy places the organism in Eukaryota, Metazoa, Chordata, Actinopteri, Siluriformes, Bagridae. The record is from RefSeq and is a predicted model, not a curated record. The transcript has 9 exons.
AGCUGGAACUCCUUCUACACACCUAACUUCUACAUCCAAACCAACACAACACCGUACAGCAUGAAGCAACACCUUUAAAAACAUGAUCCAGCAUUAACACUCUGAGAUGUCUCCACUACCUGGACCUUAGGCUAGACUCUGCCCACUUAGGAAGUGCUGGAUCAGGUCUGACUCAAUCAUGUGGACUUUUUGUUCUGCAGUGAGGGGAACACUGGGAUCUCUGGGAAUUGGGUUACUCACGGUGAACUGGUCGAUUUCUGCACAUCAGAGGCUUCGUCUGUACUCUCACCUACAGACAGCAGGGAGCCUGAGAGUUUGGAGAUGAAUAAGCUGCGUCAGAGUUUGCGCAGAAAGAAGCCGACCUACGUGCCUGAGGCCAGCAGACCACACCAGUGGCAGGCCGACGAAGAAGCCGUGCGCAAGGGCAAAUGCAGCUUCGCUGUCAGGUAUCUGGGUUUGGUGGAGGUGGAGGAGUCCAGAGGGAUGCAUGUGUGUGAGGAGGCUGUGAAGAAACUGAAAGUGAGCGGAAAAAAGACAGUAAAAGCCAUGCUAUGGGUGUCGGCUGACGGUCUCCGAGUCGUGGAUGACAAAACCAAGGACCUCAUCGUUGAUCAGACCAUUGAGAAGGUGUCGUUCUGUGCACCGGACCGCAACUAUGACAAGGCCUUCUCCUACAUCUGCCGGGACGGAACCACUCGCCGCUGGAUGUGCCACUGCUUCAUGGCUCUGAAGGACUCGGGUGAGCGUCUGAGUCACGCAGUAGGAUGUGCAUUUGCUGCGUGUUUGGAGCGAAAGCAGCGGCGGGAGAAGGAGUGCGGCGUCACAGCGUCGUUUGAUGCCACCCGCACCUCAUUCGUCCGCGAAGGCUCGUUCCGCGUCUCCUCGGCCGGUCAGCAGGGUGAGAGGGAAGACAUCAUGAAGCAGCAGCAGGAUAAAAAGAAAGAAGUCUGCUCCGUCCCUGCAGUGCCACCAGGUAACGCCUCACCUCCAGAAGGUGCAGCCACACAGGCAGAACGAGCCGAGGGCGGAGGGCCACACGUCAUCCCUCGCCGCCAUGCGCCCCUCGAGCAGCUUGUACGCCAGGGCUCAUUCCGUGGUUUCCCUGCGCUCAGCCAGAAAAACUCGCCUUUUAAACGCCAGCUGUCUUUGCGCCUGAACGAGCUGCCAUCCACCCUGCAGCGCAAAACAGACUUUCAGAGCAAGAACCCAGUUCCUGAGAUGGACCUGUCGGUGGCUGCUGAAGCAGACAGCAUCAAUGCUCUGUGCAGCCAAAUCAACAGCUCAUUCACCAAACCCUCGGAGGACCUCAGUGGCCAAGCCACCAGCAACGGCAUGCCAGCAUGCAGUGUUCCUCCUGCCAUCCCGCCUCCACCUGCGCCUCAAGGUACCAGCUCGUGGGUCCAGACAGAGCCCCCUGUUCAGUCUCCACCUUCAACUGGCCACAGGCGCACUCCAUCGGAAGCUGAACGCUGGCUGGAGGAAGUCUCCAAGGCAGUGAAAGCCCAGCAGCAGACUCCACCCAUCCUGCCACCACCAUCCACCCAGCAGCCCCCACCAGUACCCACCGUACCCCUCGCUCCAGGCUCUCUGCCCACGUCCAUGCAGCCCUUCCCUAUGGCUUUUGACACCACUCCAGCACCGGUGGGCAUGUAUGGCCAGGUGCCUCUACAGCCCGCCUAUGUGCCUAUGCAGCCCUACAUGCCUGCCAUAGCUAACAGCAUGACGUACCCCAACGCCAGCAUGCCUGUGGUGGGUAUCACACCCUCGCAGAUGGUAGCAAAUGUCUUCUGCAGUGCCACUGGUUCUGCAGGCGGAAGCACUAUGGGGGUUGGCAUGGGGUCCAAGACUAGCACACUCAGCGGCGGUUCUUCGGCUUUUCCCAGCCUGGCCGGGAGCUUUGCUAGCUCUGCGUUCAUCAACCAACCAGCCUCCCAUGGGCUUGCACAAAACUCACUCCCCUCCACCACCAGUGUGGCUUCCAGCAGCGUUACACAAAACGGCACCAUGACAAGUGGGAGUGGCAGCACCACCAACUGGCCAAUGGAGAGUCUGCAGCAGUCCAGUCUCCCAGCUGAUGCCCAGGAAGCAGAGCGCUUUGAGGCCAAGUGGGCAGCUCUGGAGUCCAAAUCACAACCCAAGGCACCCAACCCUUUCUCCAACGAUUUACAAAAGACCUUUGAAAUAGAGCUCUAAUUGCAUUCAUAUGGGCAUUGAUUUAGAACCUGACAUGAGAAAUGAAAUCCUGUUGCUUUUGGCUUGUUUUUUUUCAACUCUUUCAUUCCUUUAAUUCUUGCACUUGCUCUUCAGGGUCACUCCUACCCUGUAGGCAAGUGUCCACUUUUGCAUUUUGUGUCAUUCCAAAUGCAGGCAUAAAACUGUUGACCUGGGAACAUGACCGUAUCCCUGAACCCAACAAACAUAGUCACUUAAUAUUGAAGACUGGAACAACUUCUGGGUUUGAGGUUGCUGUUGCUGCGAAGGCCCAGUCAAGUCAAUCACGUGACCUCCAAUAAAAACCUGCAAAGGGAGCAAAACAUUCGUUAUGAUGCGGCCAAAAUGUUUAUUUAUUACUUCAUUUGUUUGCGGAAAAGAUUUUGAAUCUAAUUUGUGCUCAUUGAAUUAGUUGUUUCUCUGUAUUUUUUUAACAUUAACCCUCUGUGGCAGAAGAUCACGUAUAAUUUGGGAGUAAUCAAGACGCUCUGACUCAAUAGACGAGAACUGAGGCUGCAUGAUUGGAGACUUACUAAUGGAACUGCUAGCAAACGAGAGUGUAAAUAGCAUGUUUUUUUCCUCACCUCUUAUUUAUCACGCUGUUUGUGGAUGUUCAUUAUUAUUCAAGCCCUGUGAGUCACAGCUGAAGCGUCAUAUCGGCACCUCGCCAGCAACACAUGGACAUCACACUGGGAGGCUGAUUAUGCUGAUAAAUCUCUUAGCACAAAGAGCUACAGAGCUAAUUUCAAACUGACACCAGAGCCCCGGCAGUGUAGUAGGAGACGAGUCUAGAAGCUGUAAUGUAAAUGAUGCAAAAACAGAGAAGGUAAAAACGUGCCUGAUUAGACCUGAGCCUGAUUCCCAGUCAGGACUCAGUCACAGUCUGUAGCUACACAAAAGCCUGGUGUUGUUAAUGAUACAGUCAGUUUGGAUAUUUUAACACAGAAAAUAUGUGAACAAGAUCAUGGUGGUUAGUGCUAAUAGGCGUAACACUAAAAGGUGAAUGAAAUGUCAUUUCUCCUGCAAUUGCAUUUGGAGAGUUUGGUUUGAAAACGUUGGUAACGAGGUCAAAUUCAGAGUGCACUGUGUAGUGAAGUGAGGAAGUAAACGGAAAAUGUACGUGGAAAUAAUCAUUUCUAAGCAUGCUGGAGAGCAACUUUGUGACUGAUUGUGUCGAGGUGUUUACAGAAAGCUUGGAAUGUGACGGACUGGACUUGGAUUAGAAAUCCUGGAACGUCGUGAACAUCGUCACUUACCAUGAAGGUCGCUUGUUCAAAAUAUGUUCUUUGGAUUCUGUUAUCGUAAUAAGAACACGCUUAUGUUUCCUGGCUUUUUAACUUUCAGUUUAAACUCUUUAACCAUCCUGGAGAAUAACUAAACUAAUAAUCAUAUAUCGAAGGCUACAGUAUAUUCAGGCGCGUACAUACUCUGGUUUCAGUGCCGGUUCUGCCCCAGACCUUUAUCUUUCCAGGGAAUUCUUCAUUCCAGUGCAUCAUACGUGUUUUAAUUAUAGCGAUGGAGUUCUCACUCUGCAAUAAUGCUCCAUGCUUUCUGGUCAUUUUAUUUUUCUGAAGUGAUAUAAAUGAACGUGCUGAGUGACUGGAUUUGAUCUGACUCUGGGGUCUGGAGUUUCUCAGUGAACAGGAUAAAAGCUAGAUAUUCAAAGCCAGACUGCACACUGUGCUUUACAGAAUGCCCAAGGUAAUAAUAAUAAUAAUAAUAAUAAUAAUAAUAAUAGGCACAAUAGAUUUACAUAUUGCUUGACAGAGACCACACAGUUUUUCACAUCACAAAUCUGCUGAUUUUCAUCCAGUCUGUCGAUCACCAACCACUAAUCUCUAACGUACAGGGUUAACCGAGCCUGUCGAGGCUGCACAACGGAAUCUGUUUCAGUUUCUUUUUCCCAAAGCGACUGUGUUUUUAACGUGGCCGAGCUGCAGGCCUCGCAGGGGAAACGUCCCCUCUACACGAGCGUAUCCGUUCUCGGUGCUCUGUGUCUCACGUGUAAAGAAGCCAGGUUGAAGAGAUACACACUGACUAACCUGCGCUCCAGGCCACACGUCCCCACACAAAUGUAGAUCUCUUUUUGAAAACAAGGAAACUAAAUUACCUCAUAAACUUGAUUGUAAACUGUAAUCUAGCGAUAAACGAAACAAAAUGAAAAAAAAAAGACGGUGGAGUUUAUUUUUAAUCUUUAUUUACAGAGUUUUGUAUUUAAACCUGCAUAUUUGUAUUGUAAUUACAUUGUACAAAGACAAAUAAAUAAUAUAAUAUUAA